ACCCGGUGCGCAUUUCCGCUGACGGAACUGAAUGUGACAGAUUGUAAACAGAUGCGGGAUGUCGGGCCCUGGGGAAGGACGUCCUGGUGCCACAUUGCAUUUAUCACUCACUGAAUUGCUGCCUUACAGACUGCAGUGAUUUAAUUGAGGCACUCAUCUGAAUGAGGCAACACCUGUUCUAGACAGCACUGUUUGCACUCACCUUACCCAGUGCUGAUACUGAUAGCUGGCACAGCGGUCAGUUCUCAUUAGGUUCUUGAUUAACAACAUUGGCUCAUAAAGUGUCAGUUCUGGAAGGGGUUCAGGCCUUUGUGGACCAUCUGUUUUGCUACACUUCCUUUUGGAUUCAGACAGCAGAUGUUCCGUCUGCGGUGCCCUCAGGCCUUACGAUCCUGCCGUGUCUUCCCUCACACACGUAAGGAAACAGUCCGUUUGCUCCACCCCUCCGCUUCCUCUGUGACGCCGAAACUGUCAAGGUGAUGGAGGGUCUGGAGGUUGAGGACAUAAGCCCCGCCCUCGAGGCCACUGAGGACUACUUGCACUGCCUCGAUGACAAUCAAGGAGAUUGCCAGGUACGUCCGCCCAAGCUUAAAGAGGCCUCCACCUUGGACAAGUUGAACUCCAGUGGGGUGUGGGGGCUACUGACAGGAAAGCAAUCUGAAAUAUCACCCAAAAAUAUGGCCUGGGCGGAGCAGUCAUCUUUCACUGUGCUGGGCCUGCGACAUGGAAAAAGGAACCGGGCACGAUCCACCAACGAUUUGGCGGCUCAUGCCAAAGAGACGAACUCCACCACCAAUACAUCCAGCGGCGGCUUCAAGCGUGGCCACAACCGCUCCCGUUCAGACGUCAACAACCGCACUUACACCGAUAAUGGCAUGCCUGCCAUUGACAAAAAUACACUCAAGAACAUGGCACUGAACGACCACAGAGAUGCUCAUAAGGAGAGCAGCCCUAGCCUGGUGAAGCAGGGAACGCUGGAGCAGAGAGAGGGCCCAUGGGGACGUUGGACCACCUGUCAUGUGGAGCUUAUGCCCUGUGAGCUGCUUCUAUACAGCCUGGACAGCAGCGGCAACCAGCAGCUAUGUGCCGCCCUCUCACUGUCCCAUUGCCAAGGGGUGAGUGCACCACAGCCACAGGAUGGACGUGUACUCCAGGCCGUCUUCUUUAACAGCACUCGCGUGCAGUUGCGCGCACCCUGCCAGUGGGAGGCACUGGAGUGGUGUAGACUCCUCUGGGAACACGUCUUGGCCGCCCGUCCAGCCAAUCGCAAAGGGGAGCUGGCCCGUGCCAACUCCCCUACCCCUCACGAACCCGAUCCAGAUGCGGCGAUGGUGCCAGCCCCUCGACCCCUGGUACGUCCUACGGCCCUACCACUGUUCACCCAGCACUGUGCUGAUGUUCUUAAGGCUGGUCUUCUGCACCAACUCACUGACCUCAAUAACUGGAGGACCUUCACGUUUGUACUGAGCCGCACUGAGCUGCAGGCCUUUCCGACCGAGGGAAGAGGCCCAGUGUCGGAGCCGGUGUUGAGGUACCCGCUGGCCUCCUGUCUGGCUUUGCAGCGGGAUGAUGAAGACGGAGACACCAGCUCCCGCUUCCAGGCGGUCUUCCCUGAUGAUGUGCUGCGCUUGCGGGCAGAGACCGAGUCCAAGGCCCAGGACUGGGAGGAGGCCUUGCGCACGGCAGUGACGGCUCAGCGGCCACAGUGGGAGAAUAACCAAGUGGUGGUAAGGAGUAAGCCAGCCAGGGAGCGACGGCACAGUGAGACCCAGAGAGCUAAACGACAGUCCGUCACCACUAGCUUUAUCAGCAUCCUCACCUGUCUGGCUGUAGAAAAGGGUCUUACCGCUCAGAGCUUCCGAUGUGCAGGAUGCCAGAGGCCAGUGGGUUUGUCACGAUGCAAGGCCAAAGUUUGCUCUUAUAGUGGCUGGUACUACUGCCCAAGUUGUCACCAGGACAACCUCUUCCUCAUACCUGCGCGUCUACUGCAUAAUUGGGACACUAACAAACACAAGGUGUCAAAACAAGCGAAGGAGUUUCUGGAGUUUGUUUAUGAGGAGCCCCUGUUAGAUGUCCAGCAGUUGAACCCGUGUCUGUAUGAGCAUUGCGAGGCAUUGGCGGCCAUUCUCAAAUUGAGACAGCAGCUCCAGUCUCUCAGGGCUUACCUCUUCAGCUGCCGGGCCACAGUGGCAGAAGACCUCCGCCGCAGGAUCUUUCCGAGGGAAUACCUGCUACAGCAUGUGCACCUCUACUCAUUGGCAGACCUGCAGCAGGUCAUAGAUGGAAAGCUUGCUCCCUUCCUCUCUAAGGUGAUCAAAUUUGCCAGCUCUCACGUCUAUAGCUGUAGUCUGUGCCGGGAGAAGGGCUUCAUCUGUGAGCUUUGCCACACUGGCCAGGUCAUCUAUCCCUUCCAGGAGAAUGCCACCAAAAGGUGCGAGGGCUGCGGUGCCGUCUUUCAUGCCGAGUGCCGGAUGCGAGCCCAGCCGUGCCCGCGAUGCGUGCGCAGAGAACUGCACAAGAAGCCGGCGUCAUUCUGGAAGAGACACGGCCCUCACCACAGCCCUGAUGACGAGGUGCUGAACUGCUUUGAGCUGGACCCCUGAGAUGCUUUACGGAGAGCGGUGCCCGAGCACACUGCACUGAUGAAGUCCAAGUGCUGCUGUAUGCACUAAGGACAAGAUUCCGUGCGCCCUCGGUACAAGUGCUCCGUGAAAACCGAGGAACAGAGGCGUUUUUUUUUUUUUUUUUACGUUCUCCCUCACCUGAGAGAGAUGGGCACAGAGACAAUAAUUCAGCUCCCGAAGAGCAGAGGCUUCAUAAUGAUACCAAUUUACCCUUCCCUUUCAUCUACCAAAUGACAGCCAGGGCCAACCAACAAAUACAGGCAAGGUACGCUCACACACUUGCACAUAAACACACUCCCACUGACAGAUGUAAAAUAAUGCCCUUUCUGGCAGAUUCACAAUCCAAGAGCGAUGAUUCAAACCAAUUUCUGGACACAAAUAGAGCUUCUAAUCCAUUAAUGGUUUAGUGAAAAUGAGCGCUGCAAGAUGGGAGUAUCUGGCCCCUCUGUUAGGUUUCCCUCCACGCUGUAGUUAACCUACUAUGCCGAAGACCCUUGAUCUGGAUCGCAUGAAGGCUGAAGAUGAAGAUAAACAUCCUUAGAACAAAAAUUAUUAUUUUUUUUCUUUCAGAUGUUUGCAUUUUUGCACUUUACAUUUAUGAUUUGUCCCUAAGUUUCAGUUUUUUUUAUUGUUAUUACAAGAUCAUUGCACUUUCAGUCAGAGCAUGUUGCCACAUCCGUUUUUAUCUCAACGCAUUCAGCUUUGGUUUGCGUUGUACUGUGAAGAAGGACUGGUGCCUCGUCCCGUCCAGCUGGAGUUUAAAAAGUUUGACUGUUUAUCAACACUCAAUGGUACUGCCUAUAAGCAGCUGAACCACGUUGUUCUUGCUAACCGCCUGGUCUGUGAUUACAAACUACCCUGGGCCACCAAACCCCGAAAUUACAGUCUAGAGUUCCAGGGCUUUGUUUAGCAUUCAUUCGUCUUUGUAACAAGAAAUGUGGACAAGCUCAUAAUUCAUGUCCAUCUAACCUCUGCUUUGGAUCCUCGAUGCCUCUCUGCGUUCAUGCGAAGUUUUCUUGCUACUUGAAAUCAGUAUUGGCAAUAAAGUCACUUCUUUUGCUGCCUUGUUUGACUUCCCAUUCUUUGGCCAGACCUGUCUUUCUCCAGUUGGACAAUAUGUGCAAAGUGCACAAUAAGAAAUACAAAAAAAAAACUA
Sinocyclocheilus grahami is the source of this 3780-nucleotide messenger RNA. RefSeq names its product pleckstrin homology domain-containing family M member 3-like. The record is from RefSeq and is a predicted model, not a curated record. NCBI's taxonomy places the organism in Eukaryota, Metazoa, Chordata, Actinopteri, Cypriniformes, Cyprinidae. Bases 480 to 2603 code for a protein of 707 amino acids. The transcript is spliced from 8 exons.